This is a messenger RNA of Sapajus apella (tufted capuchin), 3615 nucleotides long. RefSeq names its product RAB GTPase activating protein 1 (gene RABGAP1). The record is from RefSeq and is a predicted model, not a curated record. The transcript has 27 exons. NCBI's taxonomy places the organism in Eukaryota, Metazoa, Chordata, Mammalia, Primates, Cebidae. The coding region runs from base 379 to 3588 and encodes 1069 amino acids.
GGCGGGGUUGGGGGGCGCCGUACUCUCCUCAUUGCCUUAUCUGUCUGCUACUCUGAGGAUCCCUGGCUCCUUAGCGUCUGUGCGCCUCGCAGGGACCAGCUGCCCGGGACCUAGUCUCAGCCGCUCUUCUGCAGCUGGGCCUGGACGCUUUGCUGCCUCCUUGGGCCUGAAGGGCUUCUGUGCACUUAAACUUUGAUGGAGUAGGAGUCACAAAGAAUCCGCCUCUCAACCUAGACAACAAUUGUACCAGCAGCAACUCUCUGAAGUAACUAUGUUGGAACUCUGGAGUCUGUUCGAAUGCUUACAUCUUCCAAGGGAGAGCUUUGCUGGCAUUAAAAAAUAUUUAAUCAUUCAUGUGUUGAGCCUCAUUCUUGAGUUAUGGAUGACAAGGCUUCUGUUGGAAAAAUCAGUGUCUCCUCAGACUCAGUAUCUACUCUUAAUAGUGAAGAUUUUGUAUUGGUUUCCAGGCAAGGAGAUGAGACACCAUCUACAAAUAAUGGAAGUGAUGAUGAGAAAACAGGACUCAAGAUUGUAGGGAAUGGAAGUGAACAGCAGCUGCAAAAAGAACUAGCAGAUGUACUGAUGGAUCCUCCAAUGGACGACCAGCCAGGGGAAAAGGAGCUUGUGAAAAGGUCACAACUGGAUGGUGAAGGAGAUGGGCCUCUUUCUAAUCAGCUCUCCGCUUCAUCCACCAUUAACCCUGUGCCAUUAGUAGGGCUCCAAAAACCAGAGAUGAGCCUGCCAGUGAAACCUGGACAAGGAGAUUCUGAAGUUUCAAGUCCUUUCACACCGGUGGCCGAUGAAGACAGCGUAGUUUUCAGUAAACUAACUUAUUUAGGCUGUGCCUCGGUAAAUGCCCCCAGGAGUGAAGUGGAAGCCUUAAGGAUGAUGUCCAUCUUAAGAAGCCAGUGUCAGAUUUCACUAGAUGUUACCCUUUCAGUGCCGAAUGUAUCUGAAGGAAUUGUGAGACUCUUAGAUCCUCAGACAAACACUGAAAUAGCAAACUACCCUAUCUACAAAAUCCUCUUCUGUGUCAGAGGGCAUGAUGGAACUCCUGAAAGUGACUGUUUUGCUUUUACUGAAAGUCAUUACAAUGCAGAGCUUUUCAGAAUACACGUCUUCCGGUGUGAAAUACAAGAAGCUGUAAGCCGGAUACUUUACAGCUUUGCCACUGCCUUCCGUCGUUCUGCCAAGCAGACCCCACUUUCAGCCACUGCUGCACCCCAGACUCCUGACAGUGACAUCUUUACCUUCUCUGUGUCUUUAGAAAUAAAAGAAGAUGAUGGUAAAGGUUAUUUUAGUGCAGUUCCCAAAGAUAAGGACAAACAAUGCUUUAAACUACGCCAAGGAAUUGAUAAGAAGAUUGUCAUCUAUGUGCAGCAAACAACUAAUAAAGAACUUGCCAUUGAAAGGUGUUUUGGUCUUCUGCUUAGUCCAGGAAAAGAUGUACGAAAUAGUGACAUGCACUUACUAGAUUUGGAAUCUAUGGGCAAAAGUUCAGAUGGAAAGUCCUAUGUUAUCACUGGGAGCUGGAAUCCGAAAUCCCCACAUUUUCAAGUUGUAAAUGAAGAAACUCCUAAAGAUAAAGUCUUGUUUAUGACCACAGCUGUAGAUUUGGUAAUAACAGAAGUACAGGAGCCUGUUCGAUUUCUCCUGGAGACAAAAGUUCGCGUUUGCUCUCCUAAUGAAAGAUUAUUCUGGCCCUUCAGCAAACGUAGCACUACUGAAAAUUUCUUUUUGAAACUAAAGCAGAUAAAGCAAAAGGAGAGAAAGAGUAAUACUGACACGUUAUAUGAAGUUGUAUGCUUGGAAAGUGAAUCAGAAAGAGAGAGGAGGAAAACUACAGCGAGUCCUUCAGUUCGCCUUCCACAGUCUGGAUCACAGAGUUCAGUGAUACCCUCUCCUCCAGAAGAUGAUGAAGAGGAAGAUAAUGAUGAACCUCUCUUGAGUGGAUCUGGUGAUGUAUCCAAAGAAUGUGCAGAAAAAAUUCUGGAAACAUGGGGGGAACUGUUGUCAAAAUGGCAUCUCAACUUGAAUGUGAGACCAAAGCAGUUGUCAUCCUUAGUAAGAAACGGUGUUCCUGAAGCUCUUCGAGGAGAAGUCUGGCAGUUGCUAGCCGGCUGUCAUAACAAUGACCACCUGGUAGAAAAAUACCGCAUUCUCAUCACAAAGGAGUCUCCCCAGGACAGUGCUAUCACCCGGGAUAUUAACCGAACAUUCCCAGCCCAUGACUACUUUAAGGACACAGGAGGAGAUGGACAAGAUUCCUUAUAUAAAAUAUGCAAGGCUUAUUCUGUGUAUGAUGAAGAGAUUGGCUAUUGCCAGGGCCAGUCAUUUCUUGCUGCUGUGCUCCUUCUCCAUAUGCCUGAAGAACAGGCAUUCAGUGUCCUGGUCAAGAUCAUGUUUGACUAUGGGCUCAGAGAACUUUUCAAGCAAAACUUUGAAGAUUUGCAUUGCAAAUUUUACCAGUUGGAGCGCCUCAUGCAGGAAUACAUUCCUGACCUAUACAACCACUUCCUGGAUAUAAGCCUUGAAGCGCACAUGUAUGCCUCCCAGUGGUUUCUUACUCUUUUCACUGCAAAAUUCCCUCUCUACAUGGUCUUCCAUAUCAUCGACCUGCUUUUAUGUGAGGGAAUAAGUGUUAUUUUUAAUGUUGCCCUUGGAUUAUUAAAGACUUCAAAAGAUGACCUGCUGUUGACAGACUUUGAAGGUGCCUUGAAGUUCUUUAGGGUUCAGCUUCCUAAGAGAUACCGCUCAGAAGAAAAUGCAAAAAAACUAAUGGAAUUAGCUUGCAACAUGAAGAUUAGUCAGAAGAAGUUGAAAAAAUAUGAGAAGGAAUAUCACACCAUGAGGGAACAGCAGGCCCAGCAAGAAGACCCCAUUGAGCGAUUUGAGCGGGAAAAUAGGCGUCUACAAGAAGCUAACAUGAGGUUGGAACAGGAAAACGAUGACUUAGCCCAUGAACUGGUGACCAGCAAGAUUGCACUAAGGAAGGACCUGGAUAACGCUGAGGAAAAGGCAGAUGCUCUGAAUAAGGAGCUGCUGAUGACCAAACAGAAGUUGAUUGAUGCAGAAGAAGAGAAAAGACGUCUUGAAGAAGAGUCUGCCCAGUUAAAAGAAAUGUGCCGUCGGGAACUUGACAAGGCAGAAUCUGAGAUUAAAAAGAACAGUUCUAUCAUCGGUGACUAUAAGCAGAUUUGUUCUCAGUUGAGUGAAAGAUUGGAAAAGCAGCAGACAGCCAAUAAGAUCGAAAUUGAGAAAAUUCGGCAAAAAGUGGAUGACUGUGAGCGGUGCCGGGAAUUUUUCAACAAAGAAGGGCGUGUAAAAGGCAUAAGCUCAACCAAGGAGGUUUUAGAUGAGGACACAGAUGAAGAGAAGGAGACGCUCAAGAACCAACUGAGAGAGAUGGAGCUAGAACUGGCACAGACCAAACUCCAGCUGGUGGAAGCCGAGUGUAAGAUACAGGACUUGGAGCACCAUUUAGGCCUUGCCCUCAAUGAGGUGCAGGCAGCCAAGAAGACGUGGUUUAACCGAACACUGAGCUCCAUAAAGACGGCAACCGGGGUUCAAGGGAAAGAGACUUGCUGAAAGCAGCUGCUGCCUCCCGACACCUUC